GGAUGAGUCUGGUUGGGGAGGCUUCUCAGAAGUGACACCAGCACAGACUUAGGGUGGUCCCCGGUGGAAGGGUGCCCAGGGAAGACACCUCACAGUGAGGCCUAAGACUUGGUCAGGAGGGUGCCCUCCAUGGGGCAAGCCUCUCCCUGGUGGUUGCCGGAGCCAUGCUGUCCCGGAAAGGCAUCAUCCCUGAGGAGUAUGUUCUGACACGGCUAGCAGAGGACCCUGCAGAGCCCCGGUACCGCGCCCGGGAGCGGAGGGCCCGCUUCGUGUCCAAGAACGGCAAUUGCAACGUAGCCCACAAGAACAUCAGGGAGCAGGGCCGAUUCCUGCAGGACGUGUUCACCACACUGGUGGACCUCAAGUGGCCACACACGCUGCUCAUCUUCACCAUGUCCUUCCUGUGCAGCUGGCUGCUCUUUGCCAUGGCCUGGUGGCUUAUCGCCUUCGCUCAUGGAGACCUAGCCCCUGGCGAGGGCACUGCUGUGCCCUGUGUCACCAGCAUCCACUCUUUUUCAUCUGCCUUCCUUUUCUCCAUUGAGGUCCAGGUGACCAUUGGUUUUGGUGGACGCAUGGUGACUGAGGAGUGCCCGCUGGCCAUCCUGAUCCUCAUUGUGCAGAACAUCGUGGGGCUCAUGAUCAAUGCCAUCAUGCUGGGCUGCAUCUUCAUGAAGACCGCCCAGGCCCACCGGCGGGCCGAGACCCUCAUCUUCAGCAAGCAUGCUGUCAUCGCCGUGCGCCACGGCCGUCUCUGCUUCAUGCUGCGCGUGGGUGACCUCCGCAAGAGCAUGAUCAUCAGCGCCACCAUCCACAUGCAGGUGGUGCGCAAGACCACGAGCCCCGAGGGUGAAGUGGUGCCCCUCCACCAGGUGGACAUCCCCAUGGAGAAUGGUGUGGGUGGCAACAGCAUCUUCCUGGUGGCUCCUCUCAUCAUCUACCAUGUCAUUGAUGCCAACAGUCCCCUCUACGACCUGGCACCCAAUGACCUACAUCACCAUCAAGACCUCGAGAUCAUUGUCAUUCUGGAAGGUGUGGUGGAAACCACAGGCAUCACCACCCAGGCCCGCACCUCCUACCUGGCUGACGAGAUCCUCUGGGGCCAGCGCUUCGUACCCAUUGUGACGGAGGAGGAUGGCCGCUACUCCGUGGACUACUCCAAAUUCGGCAACACCAUCAAAGUGCCGACACCACUCUGCACCGCUCGCCAGCUUGACGAGGACCGCACCCUGCUGGAUGCCCUGACCCUCACCUCGGCCCGCGGCCCCCUGCGCAAGCGCAGUGUGGCUGUGGCCAAGGCCAAACCCAAAUUUAGCAUCUCUCCGGAUUCCCUGUCCUGAGCCAUGGUCGCUUGGGCCCCCACACUGUAUGUGUGCACAGGGGCAGUGUAGUAUGGUAUGUAGAAUGGACAUGGUAUGGGCCCCCUGGCCAGGCCAGGAUCUGGUGUGAGGCUGGGCCCUCUUUAGCUCAGCCUCCCCUCCUGCUGUUAGCCCAUGGUGUUACAAGGCCCUUGUCACUACGCUAUUUCUGGCCUCAGCAGGAGACUGUACUGGGUUAUUUUUGUCUCUGCUCCUCCCAGCCCCAGCUCAGGACUGGUUCACCCCCACUCCCUGCCCUCUCCCCAGACUGGGGAAGCUGUCGGGAGUGUUGGACCCUAAAGUUGGGUCUCUGAACUGACCUGCAUCCCCAUGAUCAAUUAACCACAAGCUGGGCAGGUGGCUGGGGAAGAACAGUCCCCGGGUUGGCAACCUGCGGCUCUGUUUCUGCGGCCCCAAGAGAUGACUGGCCACUCUUGUUCCCUGAAAAAGUGAAGGCUUAAUGGGUGGGCCCUGACAGCUGGAGAGGGCAGUCAGUGAAGGAGCACAUUCCAGCUGGAGGGUGGGAGGUGUGGAACCUGCAGAUAGGGGAAGGCUGAGGCUGACAGGGCUCCCCUCCCGGGGGACAGAUCAGGCAGGGAGGAAAUGGGGUGAAGACACUCAGCUAUGCUGAGCCCUGCUCAGGCACAGGGAAGAGGAGAUGGGCCCCUGUGCCUCGCCCUUUGCCCUGACACCAAGGCUUCAAUGGUGAGGGGCCUGGGUUCCUGCCCACUCCCAUUCUGCCCCUGCCCUGGGAGGCUGAGGUGGGCUGGAGCAGACUUUGGCAUGCCAAGCAGAAAGAGGCUGAAGAGAGGGGGUUCUGGGCCCGCCAUACAGAUUGAACUCUGGUCCUGGCUCCCCAUGAGUGGCUACCACUCACCUUGUCUGCCAGAGGGUGGCUGUGGAGGGUCUUUGCGUUGGAAAAGGAGAUAUUGGGGAGCUCCGGAUGGUGGGGUGAUCGAGGUUGCUGAGGCAAAGAGGUCCUGGGUCCUCAUGGGCUUAACCCCAAGUGGCGCUCUUGAAGCAGUGCUGUGUAUACUUGCCCAGGAUUCUGCCUUCUCUGUUGUCAAUAAAGCCUCCCUCAAGUCUGGGCUGCUCUUGUUGGGGAGGGAAAGGGCAUGCCUCAGGACAGGGAGGGCCAGGUGCCACAGAUCCUAGCCAGGAGACCAGGCAAAGGGCUUGGGGCUGACCCUUGUCACCCAGGUCGAGAGACUUUUACCUUUCUGCCUCAGGCAGCCCAGCCCUGGCAGCCUGUCUGACCAUCUCAGUUUGGGGGCACCUACCAGGCUUAUAGCCCUGCUUCCACUCCCAGCGAUCUGCUGGAAAGCUGGGGCAGUCAGGGCAAGAGGUGGGGACAUCAUAUGCAUUAGUGUACAGGCACCUCGGAGGUAUCGAGGGUUCAGUUCCAGCCCACCACAAUAAAGCAAUUAUCGUGAUAAAGACA
Molecule: messenger RNA, 2796 nt
Organism: Hyaena hyaena (striped hyena)
Lineage: Eukaryota; Metazoa; Chordata; Mammalia; Carnivora; Hyaenidae
Gene: KCNJ11
Product: potassium inwardly rectifying channel subfamily J member 11
Exons: 1
Coding region: 165-1337 (390 amino acids)
Biological process (GO): regulation of monoatomic ion transmembrane transport; potassium ion import across plasma membrane
Cellular component (GO): plasma membrane
Molecular function (GO): ATP-activated inward rectifier potassium channel activity
Source: RefSeq, a predicted model, not a curated record